Messenger RNA from Pelobates cultripes (western spadefoot toad), 363 nucleotides. The record is from the annotation of a GenBank genome assembly. NCBI's taxonomy places the organism in Eukaryota, Metazoa, Chordata, Amphibia, Anura, Pelobatidae.
AUGCAAGCUUCCAGAGCGAAUACACCACUACCGGAGAAAUUUGGGAAGAUUAACCUAUUCACAGACCUCUCCUCUGUAACCAUGUUCAAGAGGUGCACCUUUGCACCCAUUACGGCAGCCCUACGAGCAGCGAACAUCCCGUACAAGGGGGGGCUCCCUGUGAAACUGAUGGUAAAACGCAGCAAACCCAUUUUCUCACCUGAGGAUGGCAAAAGACUGCUUCAAGAAUGGAACAUUCCGGUGACCUCGUACGAACCACCUACAUCCUUGUCAAAAGUAUCACCUAAGAAGCUUACUAAAGACUGGUCGAGCAUUUCAAGACCCCUACAGACCUUCACUGCCAGGCGGCCUCCACCUACCUGA